UCCGACGCCGUCUGAUCCCCACCUCCCCUCUUCCCUCUCCUCAAACACCAGCGCUCGAUUCGGCUCGCCUCGAACUCCACUCGCGGGCUCCCCCCCCUUGCAAAGCCCUCUGAAAAUUCUCUAAACCCCGCCGCUCUAGGCAGCCACCACAGCCGCCACCCAUGGCCGGCGGCGGCAGCGGCAGCGGCGAGGCUUCGGCGGCGGGAGGCGGGAAGGUGGCGUGCGCGGCGUGGAUCCGGCGCCGGGAGGAGAAGGCGGCGGCGGCGGUGGCGCGGGUGUUCGCGGCGUACGGCCGGGCGGGGGCGGCCGGCUCCCCGCCCGCGCUCGAGGUGCUCGGCUUCGACGCCAAGGAGUGCUCCCUCUCCCCCGAGCCCCUGGCGAGGGCCGUGCUCGGGGAGGGCGGCGCGGGCGACGCGCCGCGCAGCAUCGCGGUGCACCCCGCCGGCGACGAGCUUGUCUGCGCCACCGCCACGGGCUGCAGGUUAUUCAAACUGAUAUUUGAAGAGUUCACAGUACGCAUCAUUCCAAGAGAUGCUCCUCCACUAGAAUCUGCUGGACCUCAAAAGUGUCUUGCUUUCAGCACAGAUGGUGCCAAAUUUGCCAUUGGUGGAGAGGAUGGGCAUCUCAGAAUAUUCCAUUGGCCAAGCAUGAAUGUGCUUUUGGACGAACCCAAAGCUCAUAAAUCCUUCCGAGACAUGGAUAUCAGCUUAGACUCAGAGUUCUUAGUUUCAACAUCCACUGAUGGAUCUGCAAGAAUAUGGAAGAUAGAUGAGGGUGCACCACUGGUCAAUUUGACUCGAUCCUCGGAUGAGAAGAUUGAGUGUUGCCGCUUUUCUAGGGAUGGAAUGAAACCAUUCCUGUUUUGCACUGUUGCAAAAGGUUCCAAAGUUGUUACUGCUGUAUGGAACAUAAGCGAUUGGAAGAGAAUUGGGUACAAAAGACUUCUGGGAAAGCCUAUCUCCACACUUUCAGUUAGCUUGGAUGGGAAGUAUCUGGCAUUAGGAAGCCAUGAUGGUGACUUCUGUGCUGUUGAUGUAAAGAAAAUGGAAGUUUCUCACUGGAGCAAGAAAGUUCAUCUUGGUUCCCCAGUCACCUCCAUUGGAUUUUGUCCUACUGAAAGGGUUAUAAUCUCCACAUCACAUCAAUGGGGAGCAGAGUUGACAAAACUGAAUGUGCCGGCUGACUGGAAAGAAUGGCAGGUCUGGCUCGUACUCCUGGCGCUCUUCCUAGCGUCCGCCAUCCUGUUCUAUGUGUUCUAUGAGCGCUCGGACACAUUCUGGAACUUCCCCAUGGGGCGACACCAGCCAGCGAAGCCAUGGAACAUGCUCAAGGAGUCUCCUCCGGUCCCCGAGGACCAGAAUCCAUGGUGAUGUUAUGCUUCAUUGCGUCAUUCGUGAAGAGUGAUACUAUCCCAAUUCCCAAAGCCACAACCUAAAAAAAGGAAAAAGAAAAAGAAGCCGCCCCCGCGGGCUGUUUAUCCCAUUACAAAUCGCCCAUGCUUGUUCUGCCACUUGGGUUAUUCACUGAUCUGUGAUCUGACCAGUGACCACGCAAGUUUGUAACUCUGGACUGCGAUAACCGAGAACCAAGUAAUACUAAUUGAACAUUCCGUCUUCAUGCGAGGGUCUGAGUGUAUCUAGGUAUUACCAAGCAGGCCAGAGUGUCGUUAUUGUUUUGUUUUCUGUUGUUUGCUUGAACUUAUCUGUCGAAUCUACCAGCCAUUUAACAAUGUUUUUCUAUCACAAUAAAUCAGCGAACAGUACUUUCAGUCAUGGCUUAUCAAAGUACUGGCUUAUCA
Sorghum bicolor (sorghum) is the source of this 1798-nucleotide messenger RNA. RefSeq names its product SEC12-like protein 1. Gene Ontology annotation, cellular component: endoplasmic reticulum membrane. Gene Ontology annotation, biological process: protein secretion. Gene Ontology annotation, molecular function: guanyl-nucleotide exchange factor activity; protein binding; GTPase activator activity. The record is from RefSeq and is a predicted model, not a curated record. NCBI's taxonomy places the organism in Eukaryota, Viridiplantae, Streptophyta, Magnoliopsida, Poales, Poaceae. Bases 162 to 1370 code for a protein of 402 amino acids. The transcript is spliced from 10 exons.